Molecule: messenger RNA, 1696 nt
Organism: Gaeumannomyces tritici R3-111a-1
Lineage: Eukaryota; Fungi; Ascomycota; Sordariomycetes; Magnaporthales; Magnaporthaceae
Exons: 2
Coding region: 142-984 (280 amino acids)
Molecular function (GO): catalytic activity
Source: RefSeq, a predicted model, not a curated record
ACAUGUGUUUCUGGGCGUGCUAGGUACACAGAUACGGUACCUACGGCACCUGCCUGGAUCUUCCAUCUAUCCCCAUAAGCAAUUAUAUUCCCAAUCCCCCUCCUGAUUCUGAGGCUUCAGGGACUCCGCGAGCUUGCAAUAAUGGCAGACCAGAGGUUCGAGCUAUUCACCUCAUUGCGUUAUGACCCUCGCCUGAUGCCCGUCCCAAGCUUCCAUGGCUGUGGAGACAAUGGCGGCUGGAACUUCUCAAAGCCCUCGCCCUUGUACAUGCUGGAUUUCCACCGAGACCGCAUGCUGAGGGCUGCAACUCACUGGGGCUGGGCCCGUGCUGUCAAUGCUAUUGCUGGCGAAGAGGGCUUGGAGAGGUUAGAAGCCUUCAUCAUGGGUCUCCCCGAACUUGGCGACCGUCCCCUCAGGGUCAAGGUGACCUUAUCCAAGGAAGGGCAGUUCGGGUACGAGGCAAAUCCAGUGUCAGAAGUUCUUCUGGCGAAUCUCUUCCCCACGCUGCUUCCUCCUCCAUCAGAGAGCUCCGGGGCCGCUGGCCCAGGCUCCGAUGGCGCGCCCGCAAAAGAGCCCGUUUAUACAGUCGUAGCCGACCUAGAACAAACGGCCCAGUCAGAAUACACACACUAUAAAACCACCAAGCGCGACAUGUACGACGCUGCAAGACUACGAGCGGGCAUCGCGAUGCCCGAGAAAGAGGUCCUUCUCGUGAACGCGGCCAACGGGAAUAUCAUGGAGGGAAGCCUGACCACACCGUAUCUAUGGAGAGGUGGCCGAUGGGUGACGCCGCCUGUUACACCCAAGUUCAGUCCUGAUAAGGGGAGCGGCGGACAGGACGGAACGACCCGGAGAUGGUCGCUAGCAAGGGGCCUCUGUGUUGAAGAGGCCAUCAACGCUUCAACCUUGAUCGAGGGAGAAGAGUGCUGGAUUAGCAACGGCGUCAGGGGAUUCAUGUUUGGAAGAAUAUCUCUUGCGACCUAGGAAGAGAGGCGACUCGGUCCCAUUCUGCCAGACUGUAUCCAUGCCAUGUUAUCAGGACUAGCGUGACGUGCGUUAUACGGUGCGCACAGUGAAACAGCCCGGGAUUCUUCAUUCCGUCAAAUCCUAGGCGCCCCAAAGUUGAGACAGUAUUGAGGACUCCGCACGCAUUACAGCGAUGCCGAGCAUGGAGCACCCCACGCCCAUUACAAAAAAGGUGGCAGUUGUAUAGCACGUCCUAAAGAUUAAGAUUGCUAGUGAGUGCUGUGAGCUUUCCUAUUCUUGUUUUUAUAUUCCUACUAUUAUUCCCACUAGUAUUCCUGUUUUUAUUGUUGUUUUUAUUCCUUUUUUUAUACCUAGUCCUAUUCCUAUUCUUAAAAGCAACUGCCUUUUUUUUGGUGGGCGUGCACCCCAUUGCCUAAGCCUCUCCUACGGCGACACUUCUCUAUGAUGCAGGUGCAGCCGAAUCUUACAGGUUUCCUAUUAAAUCGGUGUUUCUCGUCCGAGUGAGCACUGGCCUUUCUGCGCGGGUUGCAUGUUCCUCGACUCCCCUGGUGGCAUAUGUUACUUCAGGUUUGACGCAUCCGACCGACGUUUAGACGACCAACAGAUAUAUAAAGGCCGUUUUCAAGCAGUGCUUCGCUUCUACAGAACAGUCACUUCCUCCAGCUCCUGUUUGCACAUGUUGUUUGCAGGCUCUAAGCACACAUUCUUG